Molecule: messenger RNA, 735 nt
Organism: Penicillium olsonii
Lineage: Eukaryota; Fungi; Ascomycota; Eurotiomycetes; Eurotiales; Aspergillaceae
Source: the annotation of a GenBank genome assembly
AUGCUGCGCCGGUCAAUCCUGCUCUUGACAUUCGCCCUCACUGCCCUGUCGGCCAGCAUCCUACCCUCCGCCGCCUCCAGUUCAUUUCCACAAUGCGGUCUCACCUGCUCCGCGCUGACCAACGCCCAAACCUCCUGUGAAUCCGGCACCUCCGAUUCCUGGGCCUCGUGCUUCUGCCAGUCCUCCCUCUUAACCGGCCUCAAAUCCUCCGGCAGUGUCUGCGCAUCCUGCAGUUCCGACGACCAAGCCACCCUCUCCACCUGGUACAACAACUACUGCAAGUCCGGCGGGACCUCCGCGAGCACGACCAGCGCAACCUCCGCGACAGCGUCCUCCACCGCCACAGCGACCGGCACCGCCUCCAAAGCGAACGCAAAUAGCUCGACCACGGAAGAAAAGAAGUCAUGGUGGAGCACUCACUACCAAUGGGUGAUUAUGCUGAUCGUCCUGGUGAUCGGCUUCAGCAUCAUUGGCGCGGUAGGCGUGUGGUUCAAACGCCGCUAUGAUGCCAAACGACCAAAUCUGUACCACGGCGGCAGCACCGGCGCGCUGAGUACCGCGUCUCCGCCACGCGAUGCAGCCUGGGGUCCCACGGAGCCGGUGAUGCCCGGCCUGCCGAGCGGGUCGGUCACCAGCUCUCGGUCGACAGUGGCCAAGUCCAGUACGCCUGUUCCAUCCCGGUCAAAGCUGUCCAAGAUGGAGCGCUACGGGGACAUGGAGACGAGACAGGUCUAA